GUGAAUUGCAAGUGUUUGAACUCUCAGUAUUUUGACGGCACAUGUAAGACCAGUAAGUAACAAAUUCCUUGAAGGACAUAAUUUUCCUCCUCCGUCAAUAUAAAAACAAGAACAUAAUAUUAGAAAAGUAUAUGAAUUCAUUGAUCACGUAUUGCAAAAUGCAAUUGUAUGUAUAAAUAUAUAUUUAUCAUAAUUAAGUUAUGUAAUUGUUAGAGUUAAGACAAUGUUUGAAUUUACACUGCUAAUUUAAAAAACAUAAUACCAGUUUGCAUUUAAUAAAUAUGUUUAUGGAAGCCGAAUAUAUGAGGAGCAUUUUCUCAAAAUAUUUUGAAUAAGUGAUCUUGAAUGUCAUCUUACAACUUUAAAUCAAACAAAAACUAUGUUUAACAUUUAUCAUAGUAUGAAAGUACACAUUGUGUUUUAUGUUAUUAUGGGAGAAUUAAAUUAAAGUGUUAAUAUUUAGGAAAUUUAUCAAUGUAUUAAAAAAUGUGCCUACUUUUGAAAUUUUUUAAUAUUUACUUUUAUAACAAAAUGUUUAUUUCAAUAAGAAAAAAACAUAAAUCAUCUAUACUAAAUAAUUUAAAUUCAAACAAUUUUAUAAAAGGUUAGCUAUAUGAAAUUUAUUGUUUUUUAAUACUAGUUAAUCAUAAUUCCAUUUAAAGUAAGACUUAUUUAAAUCUAAAGAUUAUUUACGGGAUCAUCCAAAUAUUUAUUGAUAAAACAAGUCUAAAUUUUUUCAGAUAUAAUUGUCGACUUUCAAGUUUAAGCGGCAGUCACAUAAAAAAAAAAAAAAAAUACUAAUACUAACAUUUCUAGAUAUUUGUUUCACAAGAUCAUUUUGUUAAACUAAAAACUUACAUAUAAAUCUCUUUCUUAACGAUGCGGGUAACCAUCUCUAUAAAUUUAUAAAAAAAACUUUUUUAAAAAAAUGUUAUUGUAUUAUAUGAUUAAUCGUAUCCGGAAAUUUGAUCGACAGAAAUUUCGUCGACAGUAAAUUGGACGACGGUAAUAUGAUCGAACGUAAAGUUGGUCGAAUCUUCUUUUCAAUUUUUAUGUUACAAUUUUGAAUCAAAUUUCUUUUUGAACGAAUUAUUUUGUUUUACUAAAUAUUAUAGUGCGUUCAAAAAGAAAUUUGAGUAAAAUGUUAACUUGCGAACAGAAAAAAAGAUUCGACCAAAUUUCCGUUCGAUCAAAUUACCCUCGAUCAAUUUACCGUCGACGAAAUUUCUUUCUAUCAAAUUUCCGGUAACCAUGAUUAAUACAGGACCAUCGUAUGGUGGGAAAUGUUCAACGGCCAUACCUUGUCUCAACAACAUGGAAUGUAUAAAUAGACGCUGUGAAUGCACGGAAAAUCAGUUUCUAGAUGUUGAUAAUUUUUGCAGAGCAAGUAAGUACUGCUUUUAACAUUGUUUGAGUAAUUGUAAUGUAGGCUAUUGAAUAAUCACAACAGGCCUUGAAGACUUGCGUUUAAGCCGCGAAAAGUAAAUAAAUAUAGAGCAGGAGAUGUCUUGUUUAGCGUCAGUGAACCAUACUGUCAUGCCAUUUUUUUUUAUUUUCAUUUAUUUUUCUAGACCAUAAAAAAUUAGAUUAGUAAACAGUUUCUCCUGCUUUGGAAGCACUUCCAAAGCGCUACCAUUGUUGACUUAUUUUUGAAAGAGCAAGUGCAACCACUAACAAAAUGUCUAAGACCGUAUUGGUUUUGUUAGAGUUAGCAGCACUAAAAAUGUAGGUAUAAAGGUAUAUUGGUGCCUGUGCUAACUGACAUUCUUAAAUUUAACGUUCGGCAAGCUUCGUUUGGCAAGAUUUUUUGUGAAAAUGUCAGACAGACGACUUCUAAACAAAAUAAUUUUUUAUGGCGAGCUCCAGAUUCAAAGGUUGUUUUCUUGUGGACAGAAGAAAAAUUUUACAAUUAGUUUAAAAGUGUGUCUUGAAGCCUUCCAUAUAAACACGGACUCGCGGAAAGUUGCGUCAAAUUACCGAGCAACAGUAAAAUUCCUAUUAACAGAAAGACUCCAUACAACUGAUAGGCAACAAAAUAGUAGCUUUAGUAUUUAAAAAAAAAAUACCAUUCACUCAGGCAUCCAACAAAUCCAUUACACAUAAUUAACAAGAAUGGCUCGUGCUAGAGUAGGUAACCUGAGACAUCUGAUUAAACACAGACAUAAUCAUAACCAAGACGAAACUGAUGAUUCAAUUAGUCUUGAAUGAUUUCAUCAGAAUGUCUAACAAUAAGUCAGGAAUAUUAUUAUUGUAAGUAUUAUAUUGUAAAAGUGAUAAACAAAUUUUGACGUAGUUACUAAAUCACAUAGUUUAUGACACAUACUAAGAAAACAUUAGAUACCUUGUAGUCGCAAUGCAAAAAGGACAUCUCCUUUUAAAUGAUUUAUAUAAACUCCGCUUUUGUUCGUUUCUUGCAGAUUGGCGGAUUGCAAAAUGUUCAGAAGGUUACUUGACUUAUUUCCCGACAAUCCAUUGAACUGAAAAUUUGCUCGUAGACUCGUAAUGACAACACCUUCUAUAAGAUUUUUGGCCCCACCUUGCAACAUCAACCCCCCAAAAAUUACCCCCUUUUUCAAAAGGACAAUGAAUGAAAUAUGACGAAACUGAUUUCACAACUUAAAUUUACCAAAAACUUUACCUGAUGAGAUUCUUAUGACAUGUGCGUUAGGAGCUUAUUUUCUUUUGUUUAUCUGAAAUAGUAGGUGAAAUACAUUUGCGUGUAAAAGCACAUGGACCAUUAGAAUAAUAAUUUUGUUUAGGGGCGUGAAAAAAUGGCGCUUUUGAGCUUUUGUGGGCAGGACUAAUUGGGACUCAGUUUCUUCAGGUUGUUACUUGCUCGAUAUUACAUUUUAUAAAGGAUGAAUAGAAAAAAUACUUUGGUUUUUAUGGAUUGUUUAAUUUUUAUUUAUUAAAAGACUUCUUAUUUCAGUUUGGUAUUUGAUACAACAGCACUGAUUGCAAACAAAUGUAACAAUGAUCUUUAUUUCAAUGUUUCACUUUUUAUGCCACAUCUCAGCGUAACACAGGAAGAAGCGUAAAAUAACAGUAGCGACAUAAGUAAAUUUGAUUGAGAAAAAAUGUUUUAGCUAUUACUUGGGUAUUGAAAAGCAUAUAUAUAUCAGAGACAUUGUCACAAGGUAUCAGUACAUUGUUGAUUAUUAUAUUUCAUUUUUCAGUGGUUGAAAUUUAAUUUUUUUGUUUUUGAAUUCGUAAUUAAUUCCCCACCCUCCAGGGAUGGACUAUAACAGUGGAUCAUGUGCAUCUAAUUCUCAAUGUAAACCGAGCCUGACAUGCAAUAACGACUUAUGUGUGUGUAAUUCUACACAAUACUAUGAUACGAAUGACAUUAUCUGUAAAACAAGUAAGUAGAUAAUAUAUAAGUGAAUUGUAGAUACAUUUUCCACAUUUAGAUUGCAUUAAAGAAAUACGAGUUUACCAAUGGCAUUGGCUCGAGAUGGAAAUUGUGCUGGAAAUAGAGAUUAGUAAUAUUUUGCGUGUGUGUUCAAUUUAAAGGAGCAAAAAUAUGUAUAUAUUUUUUUUUAAUGUUGUUUGGUGAAAUAUAUUGUUUCCUAAAAUAUUUGUAAAUAAGAAAAAACAAGUAAUGAAAAAAUAUGUUUUUUAUCUUUAUGAAGAAUAGUUUAAGUAUAUUUUUAUUAUUUAUCAGUUUCAUGUGUUGAUUUCAUAAGUAGCAAUUUGAUAUAAAUUGAUUUCAAUUAUCUGCUUAACUGUCCAUUUUAAACAGGCAAAUCUUACGGAAUGGCAUGCACGACAACUGGAG
Molecule: messenger RNA, 3778 nt
Organism: Lymnaea stagnalis (great pond snail)
Lineage: Eukaryota; Metazoa; Mollusca; Gastropoda; Lymnaeidae
Source: the annotation of a GenBank genome assembly